Cyprinodon variegatus (sheepshead minnow) is the source of this 3913-nucleotide messenger RNA. RefSeq names its product transitional endoplasmic reticulum ATPase-like. Bases 530 to 2956 code for a protein of 808 amino acids. Gene Ontology annotation, cellular component: nucleus; cytosol; VCP-NPL4-UFD1 AAA ATPase complex. Gene Ontology annotation, biological process: mitotic spindle disassembly; autophagosome maturation; retrograde protein transport, ER to cytosol. The transcript has 18 exons. The record is from RefSeq and is a predicted model, not a curated record. NCBI's taxonomy places the organism in Eukaryota, Metazoa, Chordata, Actinopteri, Cyprinodontiformes, Cyprinodontidae. Gene Ontology annotation, molecular function: ATP binding; ATP hydrolysis activity; polyubiquitin modification-dependent protein binding.
CUGCGUCACGACAGGAGCUCCUUUCAGUCACACAAUCGGAGGUAAAAACAAACUACCGCCUUUAAAAAUAAGACAUGGCAAAACUACGGAUACUCUUUUGAGUACCUUUAUUGGAGAAUUUGCUUAGAACCAUGAAUAUUCAUCAGUUGCUGGGAGCAGCUUAGAUCUUGUUUGGGUUAGGAGUAAAUAUCACACUGCAGCCGCUUUGGGACGGCCUUCGAGGUAAGUGCCAGGGAUCCCGGCAUGUGUGGGCGCUCAUGUUGGAGUUAUAACAGGCAAAGCAGACAGACGCGGUCAUACCAAACAGGCAGAAUGCAGCCCCUGCAGACAUGAAGACUGAAGACAAGAGAGGAUAGAAGAAAAAAGGACAUCCUGAGAGUCUUCUGGGAACCUUUUGGCCUCUGAAGACCACAAGAUCACCAAAGACUGAAAAGAUCAUACAGAAAGCUGAAAGCUUUGAAGCAUAAAAGCUCAUCUGUUGAAUAUUCUGCAGCAUAGUGAGCUUCUCUGAAGACAAAGGGGAGAGGAGAUGCCAGGCCCAGGAGGAGCCGACCCAAAGGGAGAGGAUUUCUCCACUGCCAUCCUGAAGCAGAAACACAGACCCAAUCGACUGAUUGUGGACGAGGCGCUCAAUGAAGACAGCAGCAUUGUCAGCCUAUCGCAGAACAAGACAGAGGAGCUGCAGCUCUUCCGCGGGGACACCGUGGUGUUGAGAGGACGAAAACGGCGGCAGACUGUGUGCAUUGUCCUGACGGAUAACACCUGUGGGGAUGAGAGGAUUCGGAUGAACAGGGUGACACGCAACAACCUGCGUGUCCGCCUUGGUGAUGUCAUCAGCAUCCAUGCCUGCCCUGAUAUCAAGUAUGGGAAAAAGAUCCAUGUCCUUCCUAUUGAUGACACCAUAGAGGGUCUGACAGGGAACCUGUUUGACGUUUUCCUCAAGCCAUAUUUUCUAGAAGCAUACCGGCCUGUACACAAAGGUGAUAUUUUCUUGGUGAGGGGGGGCAUGCGAGCUGUAGAGUUCAAGGUGGUAGAGACGGACCCGAGCCCUCACUGCAUCGUUGCCCCAGACACUGUCAUCUACUGUGAAGGAGAGGCAAUCAAAAGAGAGGAUGAAGAGGAGAAUCUAAAUGAUGUCGGGUAUGAUGACAUCGGAGGCUGUCGGAAGCAGCUUGCUCAGAUCAAAGAGAUGGUGGAGCUUCCUCUCCGACAUCCAGGACUCUUCAAGGCAAUAGGAGUUAAGCCCCCCAGAGGUAUCCUGCUUUACGGCCCUGCAGGUACUGGGAAAACCCUUGUGGCCCGAGCAGUAGCCAAUGAAACUGGUGCCUUCUUCUUCCUAAUUAACGGUCCUGAGAUCAUGAGCAAGCUGGCAGGGGAGUCUGAAAGCAACCUGAGAAAAGCAUUUGAGGAGGCAGAGAGCAACGCCCCGGCCAUCAUCUUCAUCGAUGAGCUGGAUGCCAUCGCUCCUAAGCGAGAGAAGACUCACGGUGAGGUGGAGAGGCGCAUUGUAUCUCAGCUCCUGACCCUGAUGGAUGGUUUGAAGCAAAGAGCUCAUGUUGUUGUGAUGGCAGCAACCAACCGGCCGAACAGCAUUGAUUCGGCUCUGAGACGCUUCGGCAGGUUUGAUCGAGAGAUCGACAUCGGGAUCCCCGAUUCCACUGGCAGACUGGAGAUCCUGCAGAUCCACACCAAAAACAUGAAACUAGCAGAUGAUGUCGAUCUGGAGAAGAUCGCCAUGGAAACACAUGGACACGUUGGCGCCGACCUGGCUGCUUUGUGCUCAGAAGCUGCUUUGCAAGCAAUACGCAAGAAGAUGACGCUCAUCGAUCUGGAGGACGAAACCAUCGAUGCCGACCUGCUCAACUCUCUGGCUGUCACCAUGGACGACUUCCAAUGGGCGCUGAGUCAAAGCAACCCAUCGGCUCUCAGAGAGACAGUUGCAGAGGUUCCUCAGGUCAACUGGGAGGACAUUGGUGGUCUCAACGAGGUCAAGCGAGAGCUCCAGGAGCUUGUUCAGUAUCCAGUGGAGUACCCUGACAAGUUCCUGAAGUUUGGGAUGACGCCGUCUCGUGGGGUUCUGUUCUACGGGCCUCCGGGCUGCGGGAAAACGCUCCUGGCGAAGGCCAUUGCCAACGAGUGUCAGGCUAACUUUGUGUCCAUCAAAGGGCCUGAGAUGCUCACCAUGUGGUUUGGUGAAUCCGAGGCCAACGUCAGAGAUGUGUUUGAUAAGGCCAGACAGGCAGCCCCCUGCAUCUUGUUUUUUGAUGAAUUGGACUCCAUUGCCAAGUCCAGAGGAGGGGGGGCGGGGGACGCCGGCGGUGCAGCCGACAGAGUCAUCAACCAGAUUCUAACUGAGAUGGACGGCAUGUCAGACAAAAAGAAUGUUUUUAUCAUCGGUGCCACAAACAGGCCGGACAUCAUAGACCCAGCCAUCCUGCGGCCAGGCCGUCUGGAUCAGCUCAUCUACAUCCCGCUUCCCGACAAACCUUCUCGCACAGCGAUUCUUAAAGCCAAUCUGCGCAAAUCACCUAUUGCAAGAGAUGUGGAUCUAGAAUUUCUCUCUGGCAUCACUGAGGGUUUCUCCGGAGCUGACCUGACAGAGAUCUGCCAGCGAGCUUGUAAGCUGGCCAUCCGUGAGGCCAUCGAAGCUGAGAUUAAGGCUGAGCGUCAGAGGCAGAGCAGACCAGGAAUCCCCAUGGACGAGGACUUCGAUCCGGUCCCAGAGAUCAGGAAGGACCACUUUGAAGAGGCGAUGCGCUUUGCCCGCCGGUCUGUCAGUGACAACGACAUCCGCAAAUAUGAGAUGUUUGCUCAGACUCUGCAGCAGAGCCGAGGUUUCGGGAACUUCAGAUUUCCAUCUGCUACCGGCACCCGAUCCGGGGGUCAGGGGUCAGGUUCUACAUCAGAGAGGCCGAGUCUGUACAGAGAGGAAGGGGAUGAAGAUCUCUACCAGUGAUGAUGAUGAUGAUGCUUUGGUUCUAUUAGUGACAAAACACUGGGGAUUAACAACUGUUUGUCUAAACAUGUUACUGAUACAUAAGACAGAAAGAAAAGAAAGAUAUUUUACAAAAUACUGUCUUUUCUUUUCUUUUUCUUUUAGUUUAGAAUAAAUAUUGAUUUAUUGCCUGUAUUGAACUGGACUUCUGUUCAGUCAUCAGCUGUUCUGCAUUAAGAAUAAUUUUUCAUGCAGGACAAAUCUUGAAAUAAUUUAUGUGGAAAUAAUACAAAUGUUGAUGCUUACAUCAAAACCAAAUGAUGUGGCUCUUUGGUUCUUUUACACAAAAUGUUGUAUUUAUGAUGAGACAUUAUCACAAAGAUGUUAUGUUUAAAAGUAAUCCAACCAGAAAAUGACUCACUAAAAAAUUUCAAGUACCUUUUAAAAGACAUUUAACAACCUCUUUAUAAGACUAUUAUGAAAAUGGAGCUGGUACUAAAUAGUAUUUAAUAUUUUGAUAAAUACUUUCUGAAACUAAAGAACCAUUUAGUAGCUGGCUCCAAGAAAAAAAACUUGAAGCAGGAGCAAUUUAUUAUAUUUAUUUUAUAUAUAUUAUAUUUCAUUAAAUUUUAAAACCAAAAAUAAUAGUAAAAAUAAAAUUUAUAUAAAUCGAAAAAACACAAUUAUUUUCUUUUUCAAAACAGAUUGGUUAAUUAUUUUCUUUUUUUUAUGCAGAGGAGCUUUUUGGGGCCAUGUCUCUCCAUUGCAGAAAAGCUCUAUCAUCUGUUUUGUAUGGAUGAUGUCAAGAUGUCCUAUUGUGAUAAGUAUAUAAAAUACCUUUGAUAGCAUCCGCCUGCUGCUGCCAUCAACACCUUUGUAUAUAGGUGUUCGAGGUCGGCCUGUUUUCCAGUGUAGUCCUGUUUCUCUGACUGUGACUGGCAGGAUGUGCUCUCUUCAUCUUCUCACAUGAGAGCUGGU